AUGGCCAGUAACUAUGAAAGUGAAGACUCAUAUGACAGUGAUGACUCAUAUGAUGAAAUUGAAGAAAAUGAAGAGAUUCAAACACUUCUUUUAUGUGGGCUUGCUGUCAAAGGGUUACUAUUGACUCAAAAAUCGAAAUACGUAUGUAGAAGUCGCCGUUCAUCUUCGCGCACAGGAAGCAUGCUUAUCAAUGAAAUAUUUAACGAUCAUGAGAGCCGAUGUUAUGAACUUUUCAGAUUACAAGUCCCGGUUUUCAACAUGUUAUGUAGGGAUCUUGUUGCACAUUACGGGUUAAAGAAAUCACGUCGUGUAUCUAUUCAAGAGUCCCUUGGUAAGUUUUACAUUGUAGAUGCCGGAUAUCCAAAUACAAAAGGUUAUCUUGUUCCCUACAAAUGUUCAAACAUCCGUUAUCAUAUUCCUGAUUCUCGACGUGGACAGACUCGUGCCACGCGGGAACCAAAAGGCUUCAAAGAAAAAUUUAACUAUUAUCAUUCGUCACUUCGCAGUGUAAUUGAACGAAAUUUUGGAGUCUGGAAGGCUCGAUGGGUAUUACUAAGAGAUAUGCAUGUAAAUUUCACUACCACUACAAGAUAA
This is a messenger RNA of Lactuca virosa, 594 nucleotides long. The record is from the annotation of a GenBank genome assembly. NCBI's taxonomy places the organism in Eukaryota, Viridiplantae, Streptophyta, Magnoliopsida, Asterales, Asteraceae.